GUGUACUGACGAAGAGGACAUUCUGGACAUCAUCAUGACGGUGUAUUACAAGGUUCUGAGUAUCGCUGUAUUGGCCACGAUGGUGAGCAGCGAGCCACCAGUGUCUUACAACUACCAACCUCCCCAAAAUAACUACCACACUAAUAAUUACAACACCCCUAGCAACAGUUACCUCCCUCCAAACACAGGUUUUACAGCACCGAGUAAUAACUACUUACCGCCUAAUUCGCUUGGUUCCGGCCACGACUCGUACGACCACGGCCACGGGGACUCCCAUGGUCACCACCACGACAACGAAGUUCCAAAAUCGUAUGAAUUCGGGUAUUCCGUGAAGGAUGCUCAUUCUGGUAAUGAUUACGACCGACGAGAGACCUCGGAUGGUAACGUAGUACGUGGGGAGUACAGGGUACAACUUCCUGAUGGACGCACACAGAUAGUGACGUACCACGCCGACUGGAAGACUGGUUUCCACGCUGACGUCAGGUACGAGGGUGAGGCGAGAUAUCCUGAACCUACCCACAACGUUCAACAAGGUUACAACUACAACGCUCCAAGUGAUUUCAGCGGUUCCUUAACUGGCUUCCACAACGGGAACUCUGGGUAUAGACCGUCGACAGCGUACGGACCACCAGGCUACCAUUGAUUCACCACCACGAAACAACCAUAGACUAAUUAUGACCUAGUUUAUUUGCGAGCAAAGAAAUGUUGAAUAUAUUGUCAUCGAAUGGCUUGGAAGUUUCAAACAGACUUGAACAAAUGACGACAAAUUUAGUAUCAGAGACAGAUUUUGGAACACAAUAUAGAUUUUAAAAAUAGAACACAUAUUUGUUCUAUUUUUAAAAUAAAUUAGAAUUUCAAAAAUGUAUCUGUG
Achroia grisella is the source of this 871-nucleotide messenger RNA. Its product is annotated as pro-resilin-like. Lineage: Eukaryota; Metazoa; Arthropoda; Insecta; Lepidoptera; Pyralidae. The record is from RefSeq and is a predicted model, not a curated record. The transcript is spliced from 7 exons. Gene Ontology annotation, cellular component: extracellular matrix. Bases 35 to 643 code for a protein of 202 amino acids.